GCCGCCUGCCGGCAGCGGAGCGGGGCCGCCAUGUCCACAUCGCUGGGCUCCAACACGUACAACCGGCAGAACUGGGAGGAUGCGGACUUCCCUAUCCUGUGCCAGACGUGUCUUGGAGAAAAUCCCUACAUUCGGAUGACCAAAGAAAAAUAUGGAAAAGAAUGCAAGAUUUGUGCCAGGCCCUUCACGGUGUUCCGCUGGUGCCCCGGCGUGCGGAUGCGCUUCAAGAAGACUGAAGUGUGCCAGACCUGCAGCAAGCUGAAGAAUGUCUGUCAGACCUGUCUGCUCGACCUGGAGUAUGGUUUGCCUAUCCAAGUCCGGGAUGCAGGACUCUCCCUUAAGGAUGAAAUGCCUAAAUCUGACGUCAACAAAGAAUACUACACCCAGAACAUGGAGCGAGAGAUAGCCAAUUCUGAUGGCACCAGACCAGUUGGUGCACUAGGAAAAGCUACUUCUACCAGUGACAUGCUGCUGAAGCUGGCCCGAACCACUCCAUACUACAAACGCAACCGUCCUCACAUCUGUUCCUUCUGGGUGAAAGGAGAGUGCAAGAGAGGAGAGGAGUGUCCCUACAGACAUGAGAAACCUACAGAUCCAGAUGAUCCUCUGGCUGACCAGAACAUCAAGGAUCGUUACUAUGGAAUUAAUGAUCCUGUGGCUGACAAACUUCUGAAACGAGCAUCAACCAUGCCUCGUCUAGAUCCUCCUGAGGACAAGACUAUUACUACCCUGUAUGUUGGAGGGCUUGGAGAUACCAUCACUGAAUCAGAUCUCAGAAAUCACUUCUACCAGUUUGGGGAGAUCCGGACGAUCACGGUGGUGCAGAGGCAGCAAUGUGCUUUCAUCCAGUUUGCCACCAGGCAGGCUGCAGAGGUGGCUGCUGAGAAAUCCUUCAACAAACUCAUCGUCAACGGCCGCAGGCUCAAUGUCAAAUGGGGAAGGUCCCAGGCAGCAAGAGGAAAAGAAAAGGACAAGGAAGGCACUACAGAAUCGGGGAUAAAGCUGGAGCCAGUUCCAGGACUUCCUGGAGCCCUCCCCCCUCCUCCAGCUGCAGAAGAGGAGGCUUCUGCAAAUUACUUCAAUCUACCUCCAAGUGGCCCUUCAGCCGUGGUGAACAUUGCCCUGCCACCCCCUCCUGGCAUCGCUCCACCGCCGCCUCCAGGUUUUGGACCACACAUGUUCCACGCCAUGGGGCCCCCACCUCCCUUCAUGAGAGCCCCGGGCCCCAUCCACUACCCAUCCCAGGAUCCCCAGAGGAUGGGUGCCCACGCAGGAAAGCACAGCAGCCCCUAGCACGUCCUGCCACCCUCAUCCUUGAAGUAAAUGUUAUUUUCUAGUUACCAUGGUAGCACCAUAUGUUGAGCUGUGGGUGAGCUAGAGAUGCCUUAUUUCCCUGCUUGCAGCCACAGGGCAAGCUCAGCUCCGUGUCUCCACUUAUAAUCGGGUUCUUGAUAUGUCCCAGGUCUUUCUAUUAGUGUGGGGGGUGGGUGGGGGACAGACAGAAGGGCU
Molecule: messenger RNA, 1509 nt
Organism: Melospiza georgiana
Lineage: Eukaryota; Metazoa; Chordata; Aves; Passeriformes; Passerellidae
Gene: RBM22
Product: RNA binding motif protein 22
Exons: 11
Coding region: 31-1293 (420 amino acids)
Cellular component (GO): Prp19 complex; U2-type catalytic step 2 spliceosome; U2-type catalytic step 1 spliceosome
Molecular function (GO): U6 snRNA binding; pre-mRNA binding; metal ion binding
Source: RefSeq, a predicted model, not a curated record